UCCCUCAAAAAAAAAAAAAAAAAAAAUGGCUUUAGUUUCUUAGUAGUCCAAAAAGAAAUUAAAGAUGGCAAAGAAAGUGAUGUUGGUUUGGACAUUUUUGGUUCUUGGUUUGGCUAUUAUGGUGCUUGGUUCGACCCAUGAGAAUAAUAUAACAUGCCAGCAGGCAUUGACGGACCUGUUACCCUGUCAACCCUUCUUGACGGCAGCCGCAGGAGCUGACCAACCAAGCGGUCCAUGCUGCCUUGGUGUUCAAAUUGUGUUCCAAGCAGCAAGCACCACCCAGAUUCGGAGAGACCUUUGCGUGUGUUUCAAGAAUGCUGCAGCACAGUUUGGUGCUAAGCCUGAUAGAGCUAAACAGAUUCCUACUUUGUGCAAUAUUGCUCUUACAAUUCCCAUUGACCCUAGUAUCAACUGCAGCACGAUUAAUAAUUAGAUUUCUUUGAAGAUUGGAGAACAAAAAAGAUAUGCCGAAAGGAAGUGUUAGAAACCAGAAAUUUUAUGACGCAAAAAUCUAAGAGAUUUCUUUUGGCUAUCUGAUUUUUGUAUUCCAGCAGGAUAUAUAAUAUAAAUGCAAUAAAAAGGAAAAAUUGUUCUUCGUUC
Molecule: messenger RNA, 600 nt
Organism: Ziziphus jujuba (common jujube)
Lineage: Eukaryota; Viridiplantae; Streptophyta; Magnoliopsida; Rosales; Rhamnaceae
Product: non-specific lipid-transfer protein 1
Exons: 2
Coding region: 65-433 (122 amino acids)
Biological process (GO): lipid transport
Cellular component (GO): membrane
Molecular function (GO): lipid binding
Source: RefSeq, a predicted model, not a curated record